Messenger RNA from Didymella exigua CBS 183.55, 2590 nucleotides. RefSeq lists its product as uncharacterized. The record is from RefSeq and is a predicted model, not a curated record. NCBI's taxonomy places the organism in Eukaryota, Fungi, Ascomycota, Dothideomycetes, Pleosporales, Didymellaceae. The transcript has a single exon. The coding region runs from base 350 to 2131 and encodes 593 amino acids.
GCACCAGGCGUCCCCCACCUGCCCGGGGCUGCCGACGUGGACACCAACACACGACCAGGCUCGGAGUACUGUGAUUCACGGCCAAAACAGAUUCCUGCGAUUCACGCAAACAUGGCGUCGGUCACCAGCCUCGACCAGGACAUGAAGAACCUGCGCAUGGGCCGAUACACGCCGCAGGCCGCCAACGAGGUGCGCGCGUGGAUCGAGGCCUCGCUGGGCGAGCGGCUGCCCGCGGGCGACCUGCUGGACGCGCUGAAGGACGGGACGGUGCUGUGCAGGUAGAGACGCCCCCGCCUGCGUGUGGUCGUCGGCCGGGUCGGGAUGCGCUGACACGGCCAGGCUCGUCAACAUGGCCGUCCCGACGCCCGUCCGCUUCAAGCAGUCGGCCAUGCCCUUCAUCCAGAUGGAGAACAUUGCCCACUUCCUCCGGGCCUGCGAGCUGCCGCCGCUGCACAUGCCCGCCCACGACCGCUUCCUGACCGUCGACCUCUACGAGAGCAAAGACCCGGCCCAGGUCCUGCAGUGCCUGGCCGCCUUCUCGCGCGCCGCCAACGCCCUCGACCCGGCCCGCUUCCCGACGAGCAUCGGCCCCAAGCGCGGCGGCGGCAGCGCCAUGAGCCCGACGACGCCCUCGCGGCCCGACUUCGCCCGCAGCCACGGCUCGUCGACGUUCAACCCGAUGAAGCCCCCGCUGGAUAAGCCGAAGCCGCUCAGCCCCUCGCGCACCGGCGGCAGCACCGCCUCGCGGAACUCGGCACGGAACUCGAGCAGCGUGCCCGGCUCGCCGCCGGGCGGCGUCAGCAGCUGGAGCAAGAAGGCGGACCAGGGCGUCACGUCGCCGGCCUGGAACAUCCACCAGUACGGCUACAUGGGCGGCGCGAGCCAGGGCAACCAGGGCAUUGCCUUCGGCGCGCGGCGCCAGAUCACCACCGCGGGGCCCCAUGUGCCGAGCAUGGCCGAGAAGGAGCGCAAGCGGCGCGACAAGGCCGACGAGGACGAGCGCCUGCAGCUCGCCGCCGACGAGGCCGAGAAGCACCGCCGCGUCGAGCGCGAGGCCGAGGACGAGCGCCACCGCGCCGAAGAGGAGCGCCUGUGGGAAGAGGAGUCGCGCAAGCAGCGCGAGGCCAAAGAGCAGCGUCUCGCGCAGCAGAAGCGCGAAUGGGAAGAGCAAGAGCGCCAGUGGAGGACGCAAGAAGAGGCGCGCCAGAAAGAAGAGCAGCUCGCCCAGGACGCCGCCGAGAAGGAGGCCCGCCGCAAGCGCGCCGGCAGCGCCGCCAAACUACGCGGCCAGUACCUCUCGCAGUACCAAGCCGAGCACGACCCGGGCCAGUCCGACGACCAGCACGACCGCAUCGCCGAACUCGAGCGCCAGCUCGAGGAAGCAAAGGAGCGCGAACGCCAGUACCAGGCCGAGCGCGAAACGCGCAAGCAGCGCACGCGCUCCAAGUCCCGCCCCCGCGAGCGCUCAAAGAGCCGCUCUCGCCCUGCGCCGCCCCCGCGCGCCCCGUCGCCGCAAGAGAGCAACGUCUCCUGGGCCCAGGCAGACGACCGCGCCUACCUGCGCGACGCAUGGGAGGCGAACCAAGCACAGCCUGCGCGCCCCAUGCACACCCCCGAGCCCGCCCUCUCGUCGUCGACGAGCUCCAGGCCCUUGCCCGAACCCACCUCGCCGCGCCCCCUGCCCGAUCCCGCCGCGUACCUACGCUCGUCCCAGGGCGCCGGCCAUCCCGCCGCACAGAGUAGAACAGAGCGCUUCCUCUCCUCCAACCCGCCCCCCCUUGCUGCCAAACCAACCACCUACGCGCCCCAGGAAUCCACAUCCACCAACGAACAGCGCGCCGAAGACGCGCGCCGCACAGCCAACCAGCAGGCCACCAAGGACCGCGGCUGGGCCUCCAAGUCGCUGCUCGAGCGCGAGAUGGAGCGCGAGCGCGAGCGCCAGAAGGAGUGGGAGCAGAGCCAGCGCGAGCUCGCCGACGCCGCCAAGGAUCUGAACGCCGGCACCGGCGAGGGCCAGAGCUGGGACGUCAACCAGUACGGCUACAUGGGGGGUGAUAGCCAGAACCGGGGGGGCAUUAGUUUUGGCGGGAAGAGACAGAUUCUGGGUCCGCGGCCGUUUGGGCCGCGGUAGUCAUGGAAGAUUGGGCAUGUUGAGGAUCGGAUUCACACAGGCUGGUAUUAUCAGUCGGUGUAUGUGGCUGCCAGAACCCGCGAUGGGAACCUUCAUGGAGAGCAGACAGAGCAGGCGAUAAGCAGCAGAGUAACCGGGCCUGAAUACUGAUUUAUCAAGAACCAUCGCAUCCCAGACCGAGCAUCACGUGCAGUCGCGCCCCAAGGCGAAAGGCCUUGCCGCAUCCGGCUAGCUCGUGGCCCGACCUCGCACGCGUCUUGCCAUCACAUCACCAUCACUCCUCUACCCCAGACGAUGUCCGUCAUGCCUCGAUAAUCCAGAGUGCGAGCAAGCCCGAAUCAAUUGCCCGAAUCAAUUGCCUGAAUCAAAUGCCUGAAUCAAAUGCCUGAAUCAAAUGCCUGAAUUGCCUGAAUUCCUCUCCAAUGUAUUCUCACGAUGGAUAGUCUCACGCUGGACACC